Molecule: messenger RNA, 348 nt
Organism: Asparagus officinalis (garden asparagus)
Lineage: Eukaryota; Viridiplantae; Streptophyta; Magnoliopsida; Asparagales; Asparagaceae
Product: probable calcium-binding protein CML15
Exons: 1
Coding region: 1-348 (115 amino acids)
Molecular function (GO): calcium ion binding
Source: RefSeq, a predicted model, not a curated record
AUGGGUUCAUUCUACCGACAACAACGGAGCGAGCAUCCGAAACAAUUGAGGGACAUAUUCAAGCGUUUUGACGAGGAUUCAGAUGGUAGCCUCACCCAUUUGGAGCCGGCGGCCCUCCGUCGUUCUCUUGGUCUGGAGCCAGGCUGGUACCAGAUCCACGCCCUCCUCACCAACAUGGAUUCUAACUGCAAUGGUUCCACUGAAUUCGAGGAGCUCGUCGAGGCAAUAGCCCCUCUGAUGAGCGAGCUGGCCUUUGCCAAUCAGCAGCACCUCCUGGACGUCUUCAGAUCUUUCGACCGCGAUGGUAUGGCUAGAUCAACUUCGCCGUUGAGUUCGCUCGUUCCAUGA